CGUUCAAAUGAGACCUCAGCCAGUGGACUCCUGGUUUCCAUUCAUACCUCCAAGGGUCCAACCUUGGCUGUCAGUGUUCUGGCCUUCUCCAUUCUAAAAAUGCUCAGCCUAUCGAGCAUUUUGCUUGCUGUGGUCAUCGUCAUGCGCAAUUAUGAAGACUUGCUGAAAAUGGUCCAGCAAAUGCGCUCGGAGGAGGUGAAACACCCAGUUCUGAACACAGUACUACCCAUUGUGUUCAUCUGCUGCAGUGUGGGCAUCAUCCUCCUUGCGUACUUCUUCUUCGACAUUAUGGUCUACGUCUUCAUCACGCUGUUUGUAAUCGCCGGAGCGUCUUCGAUGGCUGGCGUUUUCUCCACGUUCCUCUUCAACUGUGCGCCAGGACUGUAA
Molecule: messenger RNA, 387 nt
Organism: Dibothriocephalus latus
Lineage: Eukaryota; Metazoa; Platyhelminthes; Cestoda; Diphyllobothriidea; Diphyllobothriidae
Source: the annotation of a GenBank genome assembly